Molecule: messenger RNA, 2862 nt
Organism: Neoarthrinium moseri
Lineage: Eukaryota; Fungi; Ascomycota; Sordariomycetes; Amphisphaeriales; Apiosporaceae
Exons: 10
Coding region: 1-2862 (953 amino acids)
Molecular function (GO): monooxygenase activity; oxidoreductase activity, acting on paired donors, with incorporation or reduction of molecular oxygen; heme binding
Source: RefSeq, a predicted model, not a curated record
AUGCCAUCUGCUAGUCCGGUACAGGCAGGACCCAAUAUAGCAUACUUGAUAAUCUCUAGUUUUCUGGCUGCCACGUUGGGAUUCUGGUGCUUUUGGGCCUCGAAGCCGUGGUCUUUCAGUCUCAUCAAUGGCAGAAAGUUUUGGGAGAUCACCAAUGCUCGCGCCAAGAAGGACUUCAUGCUUAGAGCUAGAAGCCUGAUCGCCAAUGGCCUUCAGCGAUAUCCUGGACGACCAUUUCGUAUUAUGGCCGACGUAGGUGAAGUGUUGAUUCUCCCACCCAAGUACGCCUAUGAGAUCCGCAAUCAUGAUGAUCUCAGCUUCACCAAAGCAGCUUUUAAAUGGUUCUAUGCACACCUUCCAGGCUUUGAAGGAUUCAGAGAAGGAACGAGCGAAAGCCAUCUUAUGAAACUUGUUGCCAGGCACCAACUCACACAUCAAUUAAUGCUGGUAACCGAACCAGUUUCCGAGGAGUGCACUUUAGCCCUUCAAGAGAUUUACACUGACAGUGAAGAAUGGCAUGAGGUUGUCGCCAAGACCGCCAACCUACAGCUCAUGGCACGAGUGACAUCUCGCGUGUUCCUGGGGGUGGGGCUUUGUCGGAACGCGCAGUGGCUUCGGAUCACGACGACAUACGCAGUCAUCGCUUUUAAAGCGGUGGAAGAGCUUCGUUUUUGGCCAUUUUGGUUACGUUCAACAGUCCAAUGGUUUUUACCACAGUGCACGGCGGCUCGCGCGCUUGUGGACGAAGCCAGAGCCCUGAUCAAUCCCCUUCUCGCGCAAAGACGUGCGGAAAAGGCCGAAGCAGCCCGACGAGGGGAAAAAUGUGAGUACAAUGACGCUAUAGAGUGGUUGGAACAGACCGCCCAGGACAAACAGGUACACUAUGACCCAGCUUGUGCACAGCUUUCGCUCUCUGUGGCAGCACUGCAUAGCACUACCGACUUUUUUACCCAGGUCAUGUUGGAUAUUGCCAGCCAUCCUAAGCUUGUCACAGCACUUCGGGAAGAAAUCAUCUCGGUGCUAGGCCCGGGAGGUUGGUCGAAGCAAUCUUUGUAUAAGCUUAAGCUUAUGGAUAGCGUGCUCAAGGAGAGUCAACGCCUCAAACCCAUCUCAAUCGCGAGCAUGCGACGUAUGACGACCGCAAAUGUGAAACUGUCAGACGGUACCAUUCUGCCAAAGAACCAUCUAACCCUUGUUUCUUCCCACAUGCAUUGGGACCCCGAGUCUUACGUAGAACCGGAAAGGUUUGAUGGUUAUCGUUUCUAUAAUAUGCGUCAGCAGCCAGGGAAAGAAAACAAAUCUCAGCUUGUGAGCGUGAGCCCGGAUCACAUGGGCUUUGGGUUCGGACUCCAUGCUUGUCCUGGCAGAUUUUUCGCCUCAGAAGAGAUCAAACUCGCUAUGUGCCAUAUUCUGAUGAAGUAUGAUUUCAAGGCAGUUGCUGGAUCAGAUAUGGAGCCCCGAGUUCUGACUUCUGAGCAGAUCUCGGCCGAGAAGACGCAAUUGCUUCAGUUUUCUGGCCAAUCUAAAUAUCCCCAUCAGCCAUUUCGGCUUUUGACGGAUUGGGGCGAAGUAAUUAUAUUACCGCCGGAGUUCGCCGACGAAAUUCGGAAUGACCCAAGGCUCAGCUUUGGAGAGGCUGCUAUGCAGGACAACCACGCAGGCAUCCCGGGCUUCGAGACUGUUCGUCUCGUCGGUAGGACUGACCAACUCAUCCAAACCGUUGCCCGAAAGCACUUGACCAAGCAUUUGUCUAUGGUGAUUGAGCCUCUAUCGAUGGAGACAGCAUUGGCAGUCUCGUUGAACUUUGGGGAAUCUCCUGGGUGGACCCAAGUGCGGAUUAAGCCGGCUAUCCUAGAUAUCAUCGCCCGGAUCUCGUCACGCAUUUACCUUGGGGAGCAGUUGUGUCGAAAUGAAGAGUGGCUUCGGAUCACAAAGACUUACACAACCAACUUCUAUACUGCUUCAACAAACCUUCGGAUGUUUCCGAAGUCAACACGUUUCCUAGCUCACUGGUUUUUGCCAGAUUGUCGAAAGCUUCGGUUUGAGCUCAACGAUGCAAGGCGAAUCAUCAUGCCUCUGGUUCAGCGGCGAAAUCAGAUCAGACAAGAGGCUGCUGCUGCUGGUUUGUCAAUUCCUCGCUUCAAUGAUGCAAUUGAUUGGGCAGAACAGGAAGCCACAGCUACAGGCACGAGUUUUGAUCCAGCGAUAUUCCAGUUGACCUUGUCCCUCUUAGCAAUACAUACUACCUAUGACCUCUUACAGCAGACAAUGAUCGACCUUGCCCAAAAUCCCGAGUAUAUUGAGCCGAUCCGCAGGGAAGUCAUCGACGCUCUUCUUGCUGAUGGCUGGAAGAAAACUUCGCUCUACAAGAUGAAACUUCUCGAUAGCGCCAUCAAAGAGACACAGCGAAUGAAGCCUGGCAGUAUAGUGACGAUGCGACGACGUGUCAUGGAAGACAUCAAGCUAUCUAAUGGUCUUGUUCUGAAGAAAGGAGCCCGCAUAAAUGUGGACAACCGCCGUAUGGAUGAUCCCGCGGUUUACAAGGACCCCCAGCUUUACAACCCGUAUCGGUUCUUCGAGAUGCGAUUGGAGCCUGGCAAAGAGCAUAUGGCGCAAUUGGUAUCCACAAAUUCAACCCAUCUCGGGUUUGGUCAUGGGGAACACUCGUGCCCCGGGCGGUUUUUUGCAGCGAAUGAGAUCAAGGUAGCACUUUGCCAUAUCUUGGUUAAGUACGACUGGAGGCUGGCUCCGGAGACGGAUGUCUCGCCAGACAGGAAGGGUAUGCUCGUAAAAUCAAGUGCAGGGACCGACAUCCUAAUUCGACGGCGUGAUAAUCUGGACAUCAAAUUGGGUAUGUUGUAG